ACAUGGGGCACAUACAUUUCUUCUUCUAAGUAUUGUUCUCCUUUUCUCCAAGAAUCAAACAGGGCGAAAAGAGCGAAUUGCAGAAUGGAACAUGGGCCAAUGCAUCCACCUGUACCUCAAAAGAUACAUUGGCAACCUGACCUCUCAGUCAGACAUUUGAAUUACACUCCAAGGAUGCAAGAGAUUCAUGGGGGUGGUGCCUUGGUGAACAGGAUAUCUUCAUGUUUUGUAACACCCUUGACACAUACUUUUGUAAGUGCCCUAUGGGAGAAAGAUCCUUUUCUGUUUGGGUUGGCUACAAGAGGUAUUAUCAGGACAGCAGUUGCUCCAUUUGAACGAGUGAAGCUCUUGAUGCAAAACCAGAACGAGAUGAUCAAGUCAGGUCGGCUGAUCAAACCAUAUAAUGGAAUAUUUGACUGCUAUGCCAGAACAAUCAGAAAUGAAGGUAUCUUUUCCCUUUGGAGAGGCAACGUUCCAAGGGCCACGACACAUAUUUUAGCCAAGGUCCUACAGGUUAAAUUCGAUGAAUACAUAGCGAGUCAAGAAAGCCGGUGGAGUACUUUUCAGAUGAAAUCGGCUGCUGUUCUUUCUUCAGUUGUAAAUCAGUUUCUUGUUUAUCCAUUUCUUUAUGCUGGAACACGCAUGGCAAAUGAUGUCAAAACUACCGGUUCCUUGAGCAAAUGGCAGUUUAAUGGUAUACUUGAUGUGUAUAGAAAAACUCUGAAAGUAGAUGGCAUUCCUGGAUUGUUCCGUGGAUAUACUAUGGCACUUGCUCAGCUUGGUGUGGUGACAGUGCUAUCCCCUCCUUUAACGCCAUGGCGACACUUUUUGUAUUUCCAAGCGCGGAAUAGUUAUUUGGGCAGAGGUAUUGUAAACUGUGCGUUUGAUCUUACUGGCAAGCUGGUUUGUCACCCAUUGGAUACAGUAAGUAGAAGGAUGAUGAUGACCUCAGGAGAAGCUGUCAAAUAUAAGAGUUCACGGAAUGCAUUUGCGCAAAUUUUCAAAACUGAGGGUGUUAAGUCCUUUUAUAAGGGUGCUGGAUCAGUAAUACUUGCAAGUGCUGUUUAUAGUGUUUCCAAGGUGCUACUGUAUCAUCCAUAUGAUAUUUACGCUGCUGCAGUAGAGAACGAGUAUUAUGGCAGCGUACCUGGUUUCUCUAUCUCCUUUAAAUGGAAGAAUGAGGGAGGGAUUUCUAUCUCCUUUAGCUGGGAGUGGGACGAGGAUAACUGA
Theobroma umbraticum is the source of this 1230-nucleotide messenger RNA. Lineage: Eukaryota; Viridiplantae; Streptophyta; Magnoliopsida; Malvales; Malvaceae. The record is from RefSeq and is a predicted model, not a curated record.